Camelina sativa (false flax) is the source of this 3485-nucleotide messenger RNA. RefSeq names its product organelle RRM domain-containing protein 1, chloroplastic. Gene Ontology annotation, cellular component: mitochondrion. Gene Ontology annotation, biological process: mitochondrial mRNA modification; cytidine to uridine editing. The record is from RefSeq and is a predicted model, not a curated record. Gene Ontology annotation, molecular function: RNA binding. Lineage: Eukaryota; Viridiplantae; Streptophyta; Magnoliopsida; Brassicales; Brassicaceae.
UUCCUGGUUUUAUCGGAUUUAAGGUUGUCUACAGUACCGAAGAAUAAAUAACAGAGAAAAGAGUAGAGAGGAAACGUAGCAACUUGCCAUGGAAGCUCUUAUUGCUUCCACUUCUUUCUUCCUCCCCAUCUCCAACUCUUCCUCACACAUCAGAUUCUUCCCUUCAUCUUCUUGUCCCAACUUAAAGUUCGGGACUUUUCGGAAAACUUUGUCAUCAUCAUCACACCUCGUCUUCUCCUCCUCUUCUGCAAUUUCCGCACCUCCUUCUUCUACUGCUCCUACUCGAAACACAUAUUGGAUGGUGUUAUUGGAUAAACCUCCGCAAUGGGGUUCUUCCAAAUCCGAUAUCGUAGAUUAUUAUGUCGAGAUUCUUGCCAAAGUGUUGGGCAACGAAAAAGAUGCGCAGAUGAGUAUAUACGAUGCUUCCUUUGAUACCCAUUUCGGAUUUUGUUGUCAUAUCGACGAAGAUGCGUCACGCCUGCUCGUGAGUUUACCUGGAGUAGUAUCUGUUAGACCUGAAGCUGGUUAUAGUUCAGAGAAGAAGAAUUAUGGUAUUGGGAAUCAGAAAGUUGUUUCCUUGUUUGAUUAUGGGACAGUGAAACAUUGGAUGGUACGAAUAGAUAAGCCUGGAGUUGGUAUUGUUACUAAAGCGCAGAUGGUUGAUCAUUGUGUUCAGUUGCUAUCCAAGGUUUUGUGGAAUGAAAAGGAUGCACAGAUGUGUCUUUAUCAUGUUUCCUGGCAGUCUGAUUUCGGUUUUUGUUGUGAUCUCGAUGAGAAUAGUGCUGUGGAGUUGGCUGGUGUACCUGGUGUUCUUGCGGUUGUUCCUGAUAACAGUUUCGAGUCACUAAACAAAGACUAUGAAGGCGAUAGUACACAAGGUUUAGGAGAUCAAGAUGAUUCAGAGUCUCCUCCUGUUAAGACGAAGAAAUUGUUUAUAACUGGACUGUCUUUCUACACAUCUGAGAAGACAUUACGUGCAGCAUUUGAAGGGUUUGGUGAACUAGUGGAAGUCAAAAUAAUUAUGGACAAGAUAUCAAAGAGAUCAAAAGGCUAUGCCUUUCUAGAGUACACGACAGAGGAAGCUGCAAGCGCUGCACUGAAAGAGAUGAAUGGAAAGAUUAUUAACGGGUGGAUGAUAGUAGUAGACGUAGCCAAGACCAAACCAUUCAGGCAAACAAGAAGUCAACCGAGUUCCAGGUUCUAGAAACCAGUCUUAGGUGAUACGAGCAUGGGGAUUGGAGAUGCUUCAGGCCAAGAAAGAAAAGGCAUGUAGUGUCAUGUUUCACACUAGAUCGAGGCUUUAAGAGGGUGUAGAGUGCCCAGCUAUUCAAGAUAUAGACGUUUAGCCUCUACUCACAUUUUGGCUGUAGGAUUCGCACAUUCACUCAUCUUUUGUAGCUGCCAAAUUUAUCAGAAUUGGCUUUAUUUUAGCCAUUUAGGAACUUGAUAAAUAGUGCGAAGAACAAUAUUUGCUUAAAAAAAUUCUGAUGUUGUAUAUCUUGUGAGUUAUUAUGGUAAGAACUUGAAACAUUCUUUGUGUUUGGGCCUUGUGAGUUACACACAACAAGAUUAUGUCUUCCUCAACGUAUUUGGGAAGAUAGACCUUUUCCUGAGAUCUUCCUUGUAUAAAUUGCUUAUUAUGUUUAUGUGUAGUCAACAGGUUGUGAACAGGGAGACGGAAGGACAUCUUGCAUCUCUGCGAGUAAGCAUUCAAGAGACUAUUGUGAGCGUUGACUUUCAGAACUGUUUCAUCUUCAUCCUCUUCUGCCUCUUCUCAAUCGUCUGUUACACUCUCUUUUUCAAGAAACCAAAGGACUCACGAGGCUGUGAUCUGCCUCCGAGCCCACCGUCUCUUCCUAUAAUCGGUCAUCUUCACCUUCUCCUCUCUUCUCUAUCCCACAAGUCUUUACAGAAAAUCGCCUCCAAGUAUGGACCCCUCCUCCACCUCCGGGUCUUAACAUCCCCAUCAUCCUUGUUUCGUCAGCCUCAGUGGCCGACGAGAUCUUCAGGUCUCACGACGUGAACAUCUCAUCACGUGGUGCUGCUGCGAUAGAUGAGUCCCUCGUGUUUGGAUCUUCUGGCUUUGUCUACGCUCCCUAUGGUGAUUACUGGAAGUUCGGUGAAGUAGAUCAUCGUCACUAAGCUUCUCCGACCUCAGGUGUUGGAGCGGUCACGAGGAGUUCGUGCUGAAGAGCUACAACGGUUUUACAACAGAAUUCUCGAUAAGGCGAGGAAGAAUGAGGAUGUUGAGGUCGGUAAGGAAGCGACGAUGCUCAUGAACAACAUCUUGUGCAGGAUGAGCAUGGGAAGGAGUUUCUCAGAGGAGAAUGGUGAGGCAGAGAGAGUCAGAGGCUUGGUGGGUGAAUCAUAUGCCUUGGCCAAGAAGAUUUUCUUCGCAUCUGUACUGCGUAGACCGCUUAAGAAGCUCGGGAUCCCACUGUUUCAGAAGGAUAUAAUGGAUGUUUCCAACAAAUUCGAUGAGCUGCUAGAGAAGAUUCUUGUGGAACACAAAGAGAAACUGGACGAGGAGCAUAAAGAUACGGAUAUGAUGGAUGUGUUGUUGGCAGCUUAUGCAGAUGAAAACGCAGAGUAUAAGAUCACUAGGAAUCAUAUCAAGUCGUUUUUCGUGGAGCUUUUCGUGGGAGGCACUGAUACCUCAGUGCAAACAACACAAUGGACUAUGGCUGAGAUCAUUAACAACCCUGACGUUCUUGAGAGGCUGAGAGAAGAAAUUGAUUCUGUUGUAGGGACAUCAAGGUUGAUUCAAGAAACAGAUAUACCAAACCUUCCUUAUUUGCAAGCAGUGGUCAAGGAAGGACAAAGAUUGCACCCUCCAUUUCCUCUCCUGACGAGGAAGUUCCAAGAAAGGUGUGAGAUCAAAGGAUUCUACAUACUGGAGAACACAUUUCUUGUUAUCAAUGCUUAUGCUUGGAUGAGAGAUCCUGAUUCCUGGGAAGAACCUAAUGAGUUCAAGCCAGAUAGGUUUCUAGGUUCUUCAAGAUUAGGGCAAGAAGACGAGAGAGAGGACGCACAGAAGUACAUUCCUUUCGGCGGCGGAAGGAGAGGCUGUCCUGGAUCAAAUCUAGCUUCUAUUUUCAUAGGAACUGCGAUUGGAGUGAUGGUGCAAUGCUUUGACUGGGGAAACAAAGGAGAUAAGGUCGACAUGGAAGAAGCUUUUGAAGGACUGACGCUUACCAUGGCACAUCCGCUUAAGCGCCCUCCAGUUCCUCGAACCCUGCCCUUUUUGUAAACUUCUAGUUCCUGACACCCAACUCAGGAACCUGUAAGAAGAUUACUUUCUUCAUGUUUGUUGUAUUGAAAGUCUUAACAGUCAGAUCAAAGAAGGCUAAAAGCAUCAUCCUUCAUGAUUCUCUAGCUAUUUGAAAAUUCUGAAAAAAUUAACUUUGUAUUCCACAACUAUUGUAUCUUAACUGUCGUUCCAAAGCCUGCUAUGUGUUUAUCUAAUGCGAAAGAACCUUGUUGCA